Molecule: messenger RNA, 2403 nt
Organism: Salvelinus fontinalis (brook trout)
Lineage: Eukaryota; Metazoa; Chordata; Actinopteri; Salmoniformes; Salmonidae
Product: proton myo-inositol cotransporter-like
Exons: 10
Coding region: 101-2014 (637 amino acids)
Biological process (GO): transmembrane transport
Cellular component (GO): membrane
Molecular function (GO): myo-inositol:proton symporter activity
Source: RefSeq, a predicted model, not a curated record
GAGUGAAUGGUAAUCGAAACGGAGUUACCUGUAUAGCCAGCCUGCUCAGGUAUCUAUUUUUCUCUGCCCAGGUUGAACGUUUGUGAAGCUGUUUCUCUUUAUGACCCUCGACAGAAACGACAAUGAAUACAAUCUGCGUGGUAUGAGCAACCCUAUGGGCGUCAUGAGGAAGAAAGUGACAGACGACAGAGAGCGGCGGAGUCUCAUCAGAGCGCCGUCUGAAUCGAGCACCAAUAACCCUGGUGUUACAGUCACCUCUGCCGCCGGCGAACCGGAGCUGGCCGCCGACCAGGAUGUCACACCGGUAUUCGUGUACGUCUUGGCGUUUUUUUCUGCCCUGGGUGGCUUCCUUUUUGGCUAUGACACCGGGGUGGUCUCUGGGGCUAUGCUUCUCCUGAAAAAAGAAAUGCAUUUGACCACUCUAUGGCAGGAGUUGUUGGUCUCCAGUACUGUGGGUGCAGCGGCGCUCUCUGCCCUGGCUGGCGGGACUCUGAAUGGGCUCUACGGGCGCAGGAUCUGCAUACUAAUGGCCAGCUUCAUUUUUACUGCUGGAGGAGUUGUGUUAGGUGCUGCUCCAAACAAGGAGGUUCUUCUUGUUGGAAGGAUUACAGUUGGCUUGGGAAUAGGGAUUGCCUCCAUGACGGUUCCUGUUUACCUUGCGGAGGUCUCCCCACCACACCUGAGGGGUCAGCUGGUCACCGUUUACACCCUCUUCAUCACAGCCGGACAGUUUAUUGCCAGUGUUGUGGACGGGGCCUUUACUUACCUUCACCACAACGGCUGGAGGUACAUGUUGGGUCUGUCCAUUGUCCCUGCAGUGCUCCAGUUCUCUGGUUUCCUCUUUCUGCCAGAGAGUCCCCGUUGGCUCCUUCAGAAGGGCCUUACCCAGCAGGCCAGGCAGGUGCUCAGCAGGAUCCGUGGGGGUCAGAACAUUGAAAAGGAGUAUGACAGCAUGAGGACCAACAUUGAGGAUGAGGAGAAGGAUGCAGGAGGUGGCCUAGUAUUGUGGCGUAUGCUGACUCGCCCUCCCACACGCAGAGCCCUGACCGUAGGCUGCGGCCUGCAGAUGUUCCAACAGCUCUCUGGGAUCAACACUGUCAUGUACUACAGCGCCACCAUCCUACAGAUGGCGGGGGUGAGGGACGACAAGCAGGCCAUCUGGUUGGCUUCCGCCACCGCCGCCACCAACUUCCUGUUCACCCUGGUGGGGGUGUGGCUUGUGGAAAGAGUCGGACGCAGGAAGCUUACGCUGGGAAGCUUAAUAGGUACUGCUUUGAGUCUGACGGUCUUGGCUAUAGGGUUCCUGUUAUCAGCCCAGCACUCCCCUGCAGUCACUCUCCACCCCACUGACACCACUCUCAACUCCACCUCCUGCACACUAUAUGGGUCCUGUGAGCCCUGCAUGUUGGAUCCUGGCUGUGGGUUCUGUUACCGUGAGAACGGUUCCACUGUAUACGACUCUUCCUGCAUACCUGUCAACCAAACAUCGACUGAUGAAGCCGCCUGGGGCAGGUGUUCCAAUCUGAGCCAGGUCAGUGAUGGGUCUCUCUGGGCCUAUAACUACUGCCCCACUUCCUACUCCUGGAUAGUGCUGCUUGGGCUCAUCCUCUACCUGGCUUUCUUUGCUCCAGGUAUGGGGCCCAUGCCGUGGACAGUGAACAGUGAGAUUUACCCUCUGUGGGCCAGGAGCACUGGGAACGCCUGUUCAGCCGGAGUCAACUGGAUCUGUAACGUCCUGGUGUCACUCACCUUCCUCCACGUCGCUGAGUACCUCACCUACUAUGGUGCGUUCUUCCUCUACUCAGGCCUGACUGUGCUGGGGCUGCUGUUUGUGCUGGGCUGUCUGCCAGAGACCCAGGGCCGCAGGCUGGAGGAGAUGGAGGCCCUGUUCUCCGGAAACCUCUGCUCCUGCAGUGCGUCUGACGGGGAUGGGGACAGAUCCAGAAACAUCCUGUACAACAGGGUAAAAGGGAGCGACAUCCUCUCAGACAAUGAUGCCUCAGACAUGGAGUAGACGUGGCACUUCAAGGAACCUCUCUCUCUCUCACACCUUCAUGUCCUUUGGUUGGUGGACUUACAGGCAGUGGUGUUAAACUCACUUGAUGAUUGGGCCUUUAGCAUAUAGCAGCUCUCCUAACUGGCCGGUGGACGAGACUUCAACUGUCCUAACUGGCUGGUGGACGCGACUUCAACUCUCAUAACUGUCUGGUGGACGAGACUUAAAUUAUCCUAACAACAUAGCAUUUGAUUUACUGUAGCUGUGGAUAUCUAUGGUGGAGUUGAAAUACUCAAUUUCGUGUAUUGGUAACUAAAAUUGAUGUUUUGUAAUUUUCUAGCCCCAUAGAGAGUUCAGCCAAGUGCACUAUGGAGUUAAAGCGUAGCAUAUAUAUAUAUAUAUAUAUA